Anopheles merus is the source of this 1846-nucleotide messenger RNA. RefSeq lists its product as uncharacterized. The coding region runs from base 607 to 930 and encodes 107 amino acids. The transcript has 2 exons. The record is from RefSeq and is a predicted model, not a curated record. Lineage: Eukaryota; Metazoa; Arthropoda; Insecta; Diptera; Culicidae.
GACCAAAAAAAUCUGGAAAACGGCGUGGGAACGCACCAACAAAAUAUGGGAACCCACCGAAAAAUCAUGGGAACUGGCCAAUAAAUCGUGCGAAACCCUUUAAUAGCGUCAAAAUGUUGAUCUAGGCUAAAAUUAAAGUCCAAUAGAAUACCUUAAUCUAAUACUAAAUCAGAACAACCCCAGAGAAGGAUAUAACAGUACUGAGGUUGACAGAUAACAUAUACGCAAAACACCAAGAUUGGAACAGGGAGACAGAGUACUGCAGUCACUACUAUUUCUGAUCGCAGAGUACAUUUUUAAAUCGUCAGCAUAAAAUAACGUUGAACCUUCCCCGGUACGGUCAAAACUACGUAGAUUGACAAAGAUAUUAAACAGUCACGGACCUAGUACGCCUUCUUGAGGGACACCUGCAACAUUAGAAUAAUCUUGCAAGAUGCUAUCUCCUAUCUUGACGAUCAAGGUACGAUGGCAGGUACGAUUUCAAAAAGCUUGCUGUUUGCGCAAAGCAUACAGCAGGAAAAUACCCCGAACGAAGUGACUGGUUGUACAAAGAAGUUAGAGGUGGAGCCAGGGAUCUGAUGCACUUAGCUGCUAUAAAUACCGGGCAUGCUGUCCGGACCACACGCCGUAGACGGCUUCAGUGCCGAGGCAGCUAGAAGAACAUCUUCAACCGAGAAGGACGGCAGAGGAACGUCGCCGCAGUCUGUCGUAAUCGCGCGUAUUUUAAUUUUUCUCGCUAAACUGCUGACCAGUGACCGGUCGGUGACACUGCCGCUGCGACACUGUCUACUGUGCGCUGCCCAGAUUGGUCGUCAACACGGAACGCGCCCCGGGGAAGCUGUCGCUGUUCCGCGUCUGCCGGAAGUAAUCAGUUUUUGGGGCGUAAGUAUAGUUGAGCAGGGCCACGAUCAACGUCUUGCGCUGAAUUGAGCGUGUCGCAACGCGUAAAGCGCGGCAACGCGGCCACGCAUUGACCAUUCGCUGCGCAUUCGUGUUUUGCGUGUCCACCAACGGUGUGUGUUUGGGGAUCGGAUUUUUCCGUUUCUCGCAAGCAGCAGCCGGUGUCUUUCUUCCACUCACACACACACACACACGUCGUGUUUGGGAUGAAUGGGUGGAAUGAGGAAGCGAAAAUAAAUACUGCUCGAUCAUGUUCUUCCGGCGCGCGGCCGCAAAAGAAGAGCCGAAGUGCGCUCAUGCGUGCCGUGCUCUUGAAAAAUGCGGCUUUGCGGCGGUACACGGAGGUGACAACUCAGCGCGGACCAGAGAUUCAUGAAUGUUACCCCCUAGCUACCCCUCGUUUUUUUUCUUGUCGUUUUGGAGUAGAACAGUGAUGUCAAACUCGCUUUGGGUCGUGGUCCGGAAUGCAAUUAAAAAUAUUCCCAAGGGCCGCAGCUCAGCGGAAUGGGAAGGUUGCGCUGAUUUCAUAUUCCAGUACUGAAUCGGUAUUAAAAUCUAACUUUUUCUUACGAAAUACUAAAAAAACAGGCAGAAAGGAUGAGUAGGUUGUGGAGGUUACUUUUACUUUCUUAAAGAUUUUAGAUUUUCAAAUAAUAAUAAAUUUUAGUUGUUGUUCAAUUGUUAAUUUUUCCUUAGCCGUUGCUUUCCAUCGGUGAAAAUCAUUAAAGACAUAUCCUUGGACCUAUAAUCAUACCUACAUAUUUUUAUAGGUUUCAACGAAUCGAUUCAUGGCAAAUAUUAUCUCAUAAAUCGUUGAUUAUGUUGAAAUAAGGAACAGGGAAAUAACACUUUACUACGCCAACCAGCCCAUGAUAUUUACUUACUGGGUUUUCCAGGAGUUCUUAUAGCUGUGUGACACUUUAUUGACUCCUUCUUACGUGAAAUG